This is a messenger RNA of Penicillium brevicompactum, 456 nucleotides long. It is a transcript of the gene ubc2, whose product is annotated as E2 ubiquitin-conjugating protein RAD6. The transcript is spliced from 4 exons. Gene Ontology annotation, cellular component: HULC complex. Lineage: Eukaryota; Fungi; Ascomycota; Eurotiomycetes; Eurotiales; Aspergillaceae. Gene Ontology annotation, molecular function: ubiquitin conjugating enzyme activity. Gene Ontology annotation, biological process: proteasome-mediated ubiquitin-dependent protein catabolic process; protein polyubiquitination; DNA repair. Bases 1 to 456 code for a protein of 151 amino acids. The record is from RefSeq and is a predicted model, not a curated record.
AUGUCUACAUCCGCCCGCCGCCGUCUCAUGCGGGACUUCAAGCGUAUGCAAACCGACCCUCCAGCCGGUGUCUCAGCCUCCCCAGUAGCUGAUAAUGUUAUGACAUGGAAUGCCGUCAUCAUUGGCCCCGCCGAUACACCUUUCGAAGAUGGCACCUUCCGCCUCGUGAUGAACUUCGAAGAACAAUAUCCAAACAAGCCUCCCGGGGUGAAGUUUAUCAGCCAAAUGUUCCAUCCUAAUGUUUACGGAACUGGUGAGCUGUGUCUCGACAUCCUGCAGAACCGUUGGAGUCCCACAUAUGACGUCGCAGCUAUUCUUACCAGUAUCCAAAGUCUGCUGAACGACCCCAACACUUCGUCCCCGGCCAACGUCGAGGCCUCAAACCUUUACAAAGACAACCGUAAAGAGUACACCAAGCGUGUUCGCGAGACCGUCGAGAAGAGCUGGGAGGAUUAA